AUGCUUCUCAAACGCGGCUCUGAGGCUGGUCAUGAAGAACACAUCCCUUGUCACUACUGCUCCGGCUUAGCCCGCCUAGGAUACGACGAACACGGCUACAUUGCUUUCACUGACAACCCAGAUCCCGACACUCUCUCCAGAGGACAAGUGUGGUCUAUUCGCGAGUCUCUGAUGCUGCCCAUCGCGGAGUACUUGAAGAAGUACGAUCGCGAGUUGGUCUACAACGAAACUCGGUCUGGCAAAUCGCGUGCCACGACUGUCGGGACAUGGAUUAAACUUCACGGCUGCAAAGAGGCUCCCCGUCCUUGUAUCAUCACUAAAGGGAGCGGGAAGAACAUGCGAGCUUAUCUCAUGGGGACUUUCAAUGGUGGCCAGUUCGAAGACUUAUCGCUAUGCAUCGAUAUGUUCUGCGUACAGGUCGAUCCCUCUUCCGACGAUCUGGUGUUGAACUCCUCUGAGCAACACGUCCAUUCUACUCCGCGCUGGUGCCCUGCAAAGAGACAGUACGUGUGUGUCUUACCUGUCGAGCACCGCGGUCGUCUGCCGGCAGAGCCCCCGGAAGAUAUCAAGGGCUUCGUGCUGGACCGCUGGGUGGAACGGAAUGGGACGCCGGGAGAGAAAGGGCAGGUCUACGGCUUCUCGGAGAAGCAGCUCAAUCGCCUGAACGUCAUAUCCCAAGCUCGGGGAGAACAAUGGCGGCAGAUGAAGAAGACUGACAAGCAGAAUGCCAUCCGGUCAUUCCGGGGUUUCGUCACCAAGCAUCUCACGCCUCCGGAGGUCGCACUGGCUGGAAAGGCCACCAGUCAACGAACACGCAUCGGCCUCCCGUCGUUGCGGUCAAGGAAGACUGUCUUCAGUAGGCCGUUUGGCGCGCUGUCCACCCUCGCCGAGGAUCGCCCUUCAAACAUCCCGUCGCACGACGUGCAUCCGCUGGCAUCUCCCACGAAGCGCGGCUUCAAUGGACGGAGUUCCUCACGGGCGAGCGCUCGCCACUGA
Peniophora sp. CBMAI 1063 is the source of this 996-nucleotide messenger RNA. Lineage: Eukaryota; Fungi; Basidiomycota; Agaricomycetes; Russulales; Peniophoraceae. The record is from the annotation of a GenBank genome assembly.